This is a messenger RNA of Anastrepha obliqua, 889 nucleotides long. RefSeq lists its product as uncharacterized. The record is from RefSeq and is a predicted model, not a curated record. The coding region runs from base 47 to 811 and encodes 254 amino acids. NCBI's taxonomy places the organism in Eukaryota, Metazoa, Arthropoda, Insecta, Diptera, Tephritidae. The transcript is spliced from 3 exons.
GCAUUGUAACACAGAACAGUCUUUGAGUUUUGCAAAGUAAAGGAAAAUGAAAUCUGUCAUACUCCUGAGUGUUUUGGCGAUCGCUGCUACAGUUAAUGGAGCUUCGAUUGCGUCCAACUCAUCCAACGUCAAUUUGGGUCAAGCACUCAAAGAUUACUACAGUUCUCUGAAAAAUGUAAUGCCAUGUGGCGAUGCCGAGAUAAAUUUACCCGUUUUGGCGCCCUUCAGAAAGGAAUUAGUUCCCCUGAAUUACACCGAUAAGUACUUCAGCAUUGAAGGCAACUUCUCCAACAUCUACAUUACUGGUUUGGACAGCUACUACUUCGUUCGUUACGACUUCAAUGAAAAAACAAACGUCUUCCACAUUGACAUGAUGUUGCCACAACUGCAAGUGGUCGGCAAUGUCGAUGUUGGAUCUUUCGUAUCGAUUGGUGGUUUUCCACUUCAGUGGAUAUCCGAUGGGUUAAUCAAUAUGAAAUUGGUGGACUUCCGUGUGGUGAGUUCCUUCCGUUUGGCCAACAACGCCCAAGGAUAUUUGCAAGAGUCUGAUGUUAAAAUGAACUUCUACUUGGGCGAUAUGAUCGUCAACAAUUGGAAUAAGCUUUGGAACAUUUCUGGAAACAACUUCUUCAACAAGUUCUUGGGCGAAUUCAUUAUGAUGUACUCCGAGCAGAUACAAAUUGAAUUCAAUGAAAUCUUCAAUAGUUUUGCAUUACCUGUAAUCAAUCGUUCGAUGGAGCAACUCACACAACAGGAAUUUAUUGAGCAAUUGAGGGCGUUGACUGCAAAAUUCAAUUCGGUUAACUGCUAAUUUGUUAAUUUACAGUGCUUGAAAAUUUUCAAAGUUUCAAAUAAAUGCUUCGCCAAAUGAAGCCGUGUAUAAGUAUGA